AUGGAGAAAGCAGUGCUCUUUUUUUUUUCUUUGUUCGACCGCGUCAAAAGAUCCCCAUGGCCACAGCUAACCAACCGGAUGGAGAUGAAGAUAAGCUUUGGGUCAAUCUCGAACAAUCAGUGUCCUGAACCUCCUGCAUGCAAGCUUGAGUCUGCGGCUUUUAGUGCAUCCUAUCAUCUGCCUUUUGUCCCUUGCCUGCCGCUACAGGAUUUUAAAAAAUCUCUCAAGGGUGUAUCUCUCAAGCCUGUGCGAUGGAUUUUUAGUCAUUCCAAAUCAAUAUUUAAAAUAUAUGCGACAAUGAUGAUGAUGAUGAUGAUAAUGAUAAUGAUGAUGAUGAUGAUGAUGAUGAUGAUGAUUGAGGAAGAGAAAAUACUAUUUCUCGACCUUAACUUCGUUUUACUCAUCUUUUUCUCAGAAGCAUUUAGUUCCAAUAAGCUAGAAUCAAAUAGCUUAAAAUGGAUAUUGUCAACAAUUUACAGAAAUUAG
This is a messenger RNA of Loa loa (African eye worm), 486 nucleotides long. RefSeq lists its product as hypothetical. The transcript has 4 exons. The record is from RefSeq and is a predicted model, not a curated record. Bases 1 to 486 code for a protein of 161 amino acids. Lineage: Eukaryota; Metazoa; Nematoda; Chromadorea; Rhabditida; Onchocercidae.